Zingiber officinale is the source of this 1628-nucleotide messenger RNA. RefSeq names its product protein WRKY1-like. The transcript has 4 exons. Bases 192 to 1259 code for a protein of 355 amino acids. Gene Ontology annotation, molecular function: DNA-binding transcription factor activity; sequence-specific DNA binding. The record is from RefSeq and is a predicted model, not a curated record. Gene Ontology annotation, biological process: regulation of DNA-templated transcription. Lineage: Eukaryota; Viridiplantae; Streptophyta; Magnoliopsida; Zingiberales; Zingiberaceae.
GCACUACAUUAAAUAACUGCGACUUUCUCUCUCCUGUUUCUCCGAACGAGCUUCUGUUCCUUUGGGCUUCUCUCCCUCUCUCCUACCUCUGCCAGAGUUUCUAGGGUCAGGGAACAUGGGUGAUUCCUGUUGCUGAGUGAGAGAGAGUUGUGUUAGCGCUGUUUCGGGAGGUGCUCUUGGUUUCUGCAGAGAUGGAAGGUGUGGAAGAGGCUAAUAGUGCAGCUGUGGAGAGCUGCCACGGAGUGCUGAGCCUUCUAUCUGAGACCAAAGACCAAACCCUAGCUUACGAACAUGUAGCGACAGAGACAGGAAAGGCAAUUUCAAGGUUUGACAAGGUCGUUUCUAUGCUUGGUAAUGGCAUGGGUCAUGCAAGAUUUAGGAGGCCGAAGAACACCCAAUACCACCAUUUCAAUCGCAGUAUCUUCUUAGAUAGUUUAGUGGUAAGCAGAGCUGACCAUUCUCCGUCUUUGCUCCAACUCCUGCCAACAACUCCACUGCUAGAAAAACCAGUCAGUGAGAUGAAGGUUUCAAAUUCCAAGAUGCCUCUUCGAGUCCCAUCCAGCUUGAUGCUGGAGAACCCAAUAGUGACAAAGGGCAGCAGGAGCGAUCUUCAAGCUGCCUUCCACAGUCCCACUCCCUCCCACUUCCAUUUCCUUCAACAGCAGCACAACCACCAGAUGCUUCAGCUUCAGCAACAGCUGAAGUUCCACAAUGGAACGUAUGGGAGGAGCACCAACAGUGGGCUCAACCUCAUGUUUGACAACUCGAGUUGCACGGGGACUGCGUCAUCUUCUAGGUCUUUCUUGUCGUCCCUGAGCAUCGAUGGAAGUAUGGGGAGCAUGGAUGGGAGGGCCUUUGACCUAGUUAGUAGACAACAAUUGUCCAGUCCCGUGAACUGGCACCUUCAGGAGAGGAAGUGCUCCAAAGGAGGGAAUGAUGGAAAUGGCAAAUGCAUGAAAACAGGCAGGUGCCACUGCUCAAAGAAGAGGAAGUUGAAAGUGAAGAGGACCAUUAAGGUUCCUGCUAUAAGUAACAAACUUGCUGAUAUCCCUGCUGAUGAUUACUCUUGGAGGAAGUAUGGUCAAAAGCCAAUUAAGGGCUCUCCUCAUCCUAGAGGAUACUACAAAUGUAGCAGCAUGAGGGGCUGCCCUGCAAGGAAGCAUGUUGAGCGAUGUGUUGAAGAUCCAUCCAUGUUGAUUGUGACCUAUGAAGGAGAGCACAACCAUGGGAAGCUUCCGACGCAGUCCACAGGCACAUAGAGCGGCUGAGGUGCCAAUUAGUAGCUCGUCGAAGAGUCCCUUACAUCCUGGAAGUAUUCUACGCCUUCAAGAGAACAGCUCAUAGUACAGUCGUCGUCUUCUCGGUUAAGUUUCGGGUCAGAAGGAACCUAAAUUCUUGUCAACUAAAUUGGAGGAACUGGUGUUAACAUGUCAUAGUUUAUGCUCUAACCUCUGUAGAAGGGCUUUGUGCUUGCCUACAGUGUAACGCCCUGCCUAGGCUAUAGAGAACAUAUGAAGGUUUUUGUGUUUGAUGUUGAUGAAUUUAUUGGUCUUGGGGUUUGUUGAUACUUCACUCAACUCAUUCUUGUUUUUUCUGACUGCGUUGACAUAUGAAUUGUUCUGCCUCAA